Molecule: messenger RNA, 488 nt
Organism: Centruroides sculpturatus (bark scorpion)
Lineage: Eukaryota; Metazoa; Arthropoda; Arachnida; Scorpiones; Buthidae
Exons: 3
Coding region: 22-330 (102 amino acids)
Source: RefSeq, a predicted model, not a curated record
CUAAUAUGAAAAAAUAAUUAUAUGGUAAAUUAUUUUUUAUUUCAGUUGUACGACAACUUUGCGUCUAUCUACAGACUUUCUCCUGCCGAUUUGCCAUUGGAAUUUAAACUGAAGAUGAAUUGCUACCUAAAACGAUUUGGAAAAAUUCCAUUAGGAAUAUCUAUUGGUGGUUUCUUCUAUGUGAAAGAAGAUUUCUUCAUCAAGGCAUACAACGCAUUGUAUUCCAUCUUUAAUACUUUAAUCGAUUUGAGUGGUGUAAUGGAAAAGGAAAUCAAAUGUACUUCGCCUGCACUUAACAUUACAACUGGAAAGAAUUCUUCAAUUAUUUAAAUCUUGAUGAAUACGAAUAAAUGAAACAACACGACUUCAAUAACAGACAUUCAGUCAUAAUUAUAUUCUUAUACAGUAGAGCGUCGAUUAUCCGAAAGAAUUUUAGUCGCCAAAUUUAAAUUUUCGCCAGCGCUGUGGCGCUGCAAUCUUUGGCUAUG